Molecule: messenger RNA, 2112 nt
Organism: Mesorhabditis belari
Lineage: Eukaryota; Metazoa; Nematoda; Chromadorea; Rhabditida; Rhabditidae
Source: the annotation of a GenBank genome assembly
AUGGGAAAAUCGUUUGUCGGGAAGCCGAAACCACUUGGAGCUGACCAUAAAGUGGUCGUCGUGCUUGAUCAUGGACCACGAUUUGGAAUCGACGCCUCUGAAAAGCUGCCCAUUCACGUGAAGGAGCUCGCCGGGAACAAGCAGAAAUUUGUUGCGACCAUCGAGAAAAGUGUAUGGUCGCUAGCCGUUGAAUGUGCCCUCGAGAUGCAUCGUAUUGUUAGCGAUGUUUUCCCGAACAAUAACAAAUUGAUGCGCUUCGUUUUAUCGGAUUGUGUGGGCCGCUUCCUAACGAGUGACACGUCGGAUGUAAUGAAACAAUGGGGCGAUAGUUUGAUCUCAAGAAAUGAGUUGCAUGAGAGCAUCAAAUCGGCCGGCAAACCGUUGACAAGUGAAGAUUCGUCGAUACUCAAUGGUGUCCGAAUGGCUGUGGAUGCCCUCUCACAGAAGACGAAUGCCUACAGGAAAGCGAUCGAUACAGCUCAGAAAAUGGGGAAUCGACCGGGACAAGGCAAGCGCCCACGAGUUCCGAUCCCGAUGAGAGGUGGAAAUUUGGAAGCAAAUAAGCAAAAGAGAGACCAAUUUCUUCAAACAUUCAUUCCAAAUCGAGGCGCAAUCGUUCUAAUGACUUCAUUGAAAAGUGAAGAAGAGCUGAAAAGUCUCGAGGCGGACAUUGUGGAGAUUGCGGACGAUACCGAAUUGGUGAAGAUUCAACUCCUUUCCACUGUAGACACUGGGGAAGCUAUUCAAAUGGUCGUUCAUGCUGUCACUCUCGAUUUGUACAAUCUUGUCUCGACGACAAUCACCGGAAUACCGAUGAAGGAAGAAAGCAUUACCGGACAAUCGGUCAACUAUGAUGUCGAACUUUUCCAUCCGAAAAUCGUCCUUGGAGAGCUACAAAAACACAAAUUACUUGAACCAUCGAGCCAUUUGGUGAUCAACAAGGGAGUCUAUUCGACAAUAAAACUACAAUGGGCAACACCGAAUCCGAAAACUAGAUGGGAUUUGUUCCCCUUUACAUCGCAUUCAUCAAGAGUGAGCCUCGCCGAGCCGAACAGUCGCCAAUCAACAUGCCUAUCGUCGUAUUUGAUGAACGGGCGAAAUAAAGUGAUGCUUGAGGUUUCUCGCCAAGGAGCCGCCGAAUCGUUGACACCAAAUGUUGGUCCGAAAUUGAUCUCUCAAGUGGUGAUGGCUGCUGGUGGAAAUAAGAUGAACAUUCAACAAGUGAUCAUUUCGAAACAAAAUAACGAAGAUCUCCAGAAGAAAGCCUCAAUGAAACCAAUACCCGGGGUUCGCGUAAACGAUUUCAAAAGUCUGAUGAAAGAGACGACACUUUCGGUGAAAACAAUUGAGAAGAAAAUGGAUAAAGAGAAAAUGCCUUCAACUUCGGCGAAGAACGAUCAACCAACCCUAUUGCUGAAGAGACUCACUCGAUUUUGGCCGGUUCAGCAGGAUCAAACCGUUAUUUAUAAUCUUCAAGAGAAAUUCGAAAGAUUCUUUUCCAUUUUGGCGAAACGCGAGCUCUCGGCCGAAGAUUUCGAUAUGGCUAGAGGGGUGAUACUUGAAUUUGUGGCGAGAAAGAGCAGUCCACCGUAUGCAAAUGAUGGAGAGACGGGGAAGAAUGCGGCAAAUCGAACCGAACAAUUUCAAACGGUCGCACAAGAGCUGGCACUUCAUUUGGGAAACUAUGUGAAUCACUCCGAACAACAUUUGGAGCUAUUCAAUCAACUCAUGCAAUUGACGUUUGUGGAAAGAAGUCUCUCCUUGCCGACCAAUGAUGUGACAAAUGAUGCGAAACGAGAAUGUAUCCAAUCGACUUCGCAAGCUUUGAAAUGGUAUGGAAAUGGUGGAACGGGAGGGGCAUCGACGCCGACUCGGACAUCAUCACGAAGCAAUUCCCCGCAACCGAAACGUGCCUACAAGGAGAAAUAUGUGUGGAAAUCGGGAGAGACACUCAAACUCGGUCCAUGGUUUCAACAACAAGAACAAGCAAAAUAUUGGUCACGAUGGCAGGAUUUCGAGGGAAGAAUUCUGGCUGGCGAUCAACCCGCGAAACUCUACGCCGAUUUGGAUCUCCCACCGCAUUCGAAUAAGAAAACCGAGGUUCCGCUGGGU